CGGCGCGGCGGAAGGGGCGGGGCGGGGCCGGGCGGAAGGGGCGGGGCCCGGCGCAGUCAUGGCGGCGGCGGCGGAGCCGGAGCCCCCGGCGGCGGCGGCGGCGGCGGAGGCGGCGGCGGGGGAGGAGGAGGAUGAAGGCGACGGUGACGCCGAGGCGCUGCGGGUGCUCGAGGAGCUGGUGGCGGAGCUCUACCGCUUCCGGGACCGGCUGCGGGGCGGCGACGGCGGUCGCCACGGCGACGGUCACCGCGGCGACGGCGACCCCGGCGACGGUGACGGGGACCCCGGCGACGGUCGCCGUGGCGACGGGGGCCCCGGCGACGCCGAGGCGCUGCUGGAGGAGGAGGUGGAGCGGACGCUGCGGCGCAUGGAGCAGGUGCAAGUGUCGCCGGGGGCGCGGGGCCAGGCGCUGGUGCUGCGGGCCCGGGCGCUGAGCGCCGUGGGGCGCCCCGAUGCGCGGGCCGAGGCGGCGCUGGGCCGGGCGCUGAAGCUGGCGCCGGGGCUGCCCGAGGCCUGGACGCGGCUCGGCGAGGCGGCGUGGCGGCGCGGCGACCCACGGCGGGCCCAGGCCUGCUUCGCCGGGGCUCUCCGGCACGGCCCGGACAAGGAGGCGCUGCGGUGCCUGUCGAUGGCGCUGCGGCAGGCGGGCCGGGGCCCCGGCGCCGUGCGGGAGAGCGUGGAACACGCCAAGGCCGCCGUGCGCCUCGACCCCGCCGACGGCCGCUCCUGGUACGUGCUGGGCAACGCCUACGUGUCGCUGUUCUUCGCCUGCGGCCAGAGCCCCGAGGCGGCGCGCCGGGCCCUCGGCGCCUACGCCCAGGCCGAGAAGGUGGAUCCGGAGGCGGCCAAGAACCCGGACCUGCACCUCAACCGGGCCACGCUGCUGCAGUACGAGGAGCGCUACGGGGCGGCGCUGGACGGCUUCGCCCGGGCGGCCGCCCUGGAGCCCGGCUGGGCCGAGCCCCGGCUGCGCCACGGCCGCCUGCUCGACUACCUGGGCCGCCUCUGCGCCCUGCUGGCCAAUCGGGGCAAGGUGGGGGGGCGGCGGCUGCGGGGGCUGCUGGCGCCGCUGCCCCCCGCCCUCCUGGGCCCCCUGGGCCGCCCGGGGGGGCCGUCGCCCGCCCCCGUGGCCGCCCUGCGCCCCGGCCCCAACCCCGGCCGGGCCCUGCUGGGCCGGGUGCUCUUCAGCCUCACGCCCCACGAGCGGGUGCCCUUCACGCUGGGGCUGGCGGACGGGGCGGGGACGGCGGUGGCCGUGUGCGUGUACAACGCGGCGCCGGGCUGGGGGGUGCUGGUGGGCGACGCCGUGGCCGUGCCCGAGCCCCACCUGCGCCAGCACCACGUCCAGCACCAGGGCCAGAGCUUCUCCUUCGCGGCGGUGCGGGUGGCCACGCCGCUGGGGCUGGUGGUCAACGGCCGCUGCCCCCGCCCCCAGGCCCAGGCCCCCGCCGGCCUGGCCUGCCGCCCCCCCCCGCCGGGGGCCACCAGCGACGACGUCCCCCCCCCGCCACCGCGGGCCACCAACGAGGACAACGUCCCGCCGCGGGCCACCACCGCCGAGGACGAGGACGAGGACGAGGACGGCGGCGACGUGCCCCCCCCGCGGCCGGCGACCCCCCCGCCCCGGGGGCAAUAAAGCGUGCCUUGCGGCGGCGGCGGCAGCGCCAUGUUCCUGCAGUACUACGAGAACGAGCGCGGCGAGCGCGUCUACACGCUGAAG
Molecule: messenger RNA, 1720 nt
Organism: Dromaius novaehollandiae (emu)
Lineage: Eukaryota; Metazoa; Chordata; Aves; Casuariiformes; Dromaiidae
Product: tetratricopeptide repeat protein 5-like
Exons: 11
Coding region: 59-1636 (525 amino acids)
Molecular function (GO): protein binding
Source: RefSeq, a predicted model, not a curated record